Messenger RNA from Clunio marinus, 222 nucleotides. The record is from the annotation of a GenBank genome assembly. NCBI's taxonomy places the organism in Eukaryota, Metazoa, Arthropoda, Insecta, Diptera, Chironomidae.
AUGGUUUCGCACUCAAGGGUAAGAAAUAAGACGAGGGAUGGGAUGGGAUGGGAAAUUAAAACAAGUUCAGAAACACCUGCGAAUAUUUCCUUAGGAUAUUUUCACUUCACUCAACUCGAAAGUAUUCAAUUUGAUUUGAUUGCAAAUGAAUUCAAAUGCCUAUUGGUUAGAAGAACUUUGAAGUUGAAAUUGUGUCAAAGAUAUUUCAAGCUGCAAAUUUAA